Messenger RNA from Alligator sinensis (Chinese alligator), 394 nucleotides. It is a transcript of the gene NDUFB6, whose product is annotated as NADH:ubiquinone oxidoreductase subunit B6. Lineage: Eukaryota; Metazoa; Chordata; Crocodylia; Alligatoridae. The transcript is spliced from 4 exons. Gene Ontology annotation, biological process: mitochondrial electron transport, NADH to ubiquinone; mitochondrial ATP synthesis coupled electron transport. The record is from RefSeq and is a predicted model, not a curated record. The annotation marks the transcript as partial.
CGGGAGCCCGUCCUGCCGCCGCGGCGGCUGGGGCCCGUGGAGGCCUUCUGGCAUCGCUUCCUGCAGCCCGGCGGCGUCUGGCGGUACCAGGUUUUCAGAGCGUAUCGUGGUGGUGUAUUUGCCGUAUGCUUCUUGCUUAUACCUACCUGGGUUAUUUACUACCAUGUCAAAUACCAAGUAAUGAAUAAGCCAUAUGGUCUUGUUUGCUCGAAGCCCAGAAUAUUCCCAGGUGACACAAUUCUAGAGACAGGAGAAGUAGUCCCACCACUGGCAGAAGAAAUUAGUGGUCAUCACUGAAAGAAUGAAUGUGAUAUGAUAAGCACUGGCUUUGUCCUUAUGCAAGUGUGUUACGUAUAUGUGGAUGAACUGUACAAUAAAGUCCACUUCCAUGAGA